Molecule: messenger RNA, 2269 nt
Organism: Arachis duranensis
Lineage: Eukaryota; Viridiplantae; Streptophyta; Magnoliopsida; Fabales; Fabaceae
Exons: 3
Coding region: 14-790 (258 amino acids)
Source: RefSeq, a predicted model, not a curated record
AAGAUAGAAAGGGAUGAGAGGAGAGGGGAGCCGCGGAAAGGGAGAAGGGGGAAGAGAGGGAGACAGCGCCGGUGGUGGGCACCAUUGCCACCGUCGCUGCCGAUGUGCCGUCAGGAGGAAGAUCCGAGGGAGAGAGAGAGAGCGUGGAGUUGAGGGAGCAGAGAAGCGUGCCGCCACCUCCAGACGCUGUUGCCACCGCCGUUCGCGAAGAGGGAAGAGAGAGCUCGCGGGUGAGAGAGGGAGCGUCGCGCCAGCCACUGAACUCGCGUUCGUCGUCGUCUUCACGGGUUCCUGUCGCCGCCGUCGUCCCCGCCGUGAAGCCUGUCACCGUUGUUGCAGCUGUCAGCGUCGUCGUCCAUGGGUGAAGCAGAGGAGAGAGAUCCGCGAGGAAGGGAGGACCGCGCCCGUCCAGCCGCCACGCACAGUCGCCGCUCAUGUUGCCAGCGCCAUCCCCGUCAGAUCCGCCGUUGCCGAAGCUUCUGGCCGUGCCUCUGUCGCCGGACAACACCGCUGCCACUUGGAACCCCCAUUGAAGUCGGUAUCUGUGUGGAUGUAUGAUCACAUGGUCACUGCAAGUUUUUCUGUCCUGCGCCACCAUUGGAGCCGCCCAACCGAUGCUGAAAUCCCUGCUGCUCUGUGUUCUUUUAUACCGAGCUUACAUGUAGUGAUUGAGGCUGUCUCUGCUUUUGGGAAAGCAAGCGGAGCAGAGGCUUUAGUUGCCGCUGAUUUUGGACUGAGAGAAACGAGUUCAGUUGACGCGUUUGGAUUAUGGUUUCGCGUGUCGAGAUAGGGGUUUUCUUAAAAUCUAUUUUAUAUUACAGAGUUGUGAUAAAUAGAUAUUGGUGCAAAGAGAUUUACUUCUGUGAUUGUAUUUGUCUUAUGGAUGUGAAGGCUUGUUGGACUGAAUUAUUGAGUGCUUGAUUGCGUGAGUGGUGUGUGGUUGUGGAUAAAAACCGGUUUGGAAUGUCAUUUACUUGAUUAUUAAGAAAUGUGGAUUUUCUUGGUUCUAGAGUUUACUUAGUAAUAUAAAUGAAACGAUUUUGGAAAUAAUUUGAGAUAUGAAAAUAAAUUGAUUCUGGGAGCGGUUUGAUUGUGAGUUGGUUUGAUUUUAUGAAUGAUUUAAUAUUUGAGCUGAUUCGAUUUUAAAAAGAGGUUUAUUUGUUAGAAUUGGUUGAUUUGAAAAUAAUUUGAUAUUGGAACUGGUUCAAUUCUGGAAAAUGUUUGAGAUUUGAAAAUGGUUGAGAAGAGGUUUGAGAAAUGUUUGGAUGGGACCCGAAAAGGGUGGCAGUGUCAAAGUUUUAGAGGAGAUGCUAUCGAAAUUUUAUAAAAUCGGAAGUUUUAUUUGAAGUAACUAAUCAGAAAGCUUUGUUUUUAAACAUUAUAUGUUUUAAGGUUGAUUUAUUUAUCAAAGAAAGAAUUGUGUUUUGAAUAGGGAUUGUUAAUGAACGGGAUGAAAAGAAGGAUAAUGAGGAUUUUCUUUGAAAUAUGGUCUUUGAAUGAAUUUGGAAAUGAGAUUUGGGUUGAUAAAUGAUUAUGACGUUGAGAAUGUUGAGAUAUAAUAUUUGAAUUAUUCAUAUGGCUUAUGAAUUUGAAAUAUCUGAGAUACGAGGUUCCCUGGAUUAAGUGUCGUGGCUUGCCACCACGUGCACCAGGUUGAAAACUCGAUACUCUGUUGACCUUACGACAUAAGUGUGACCGGGCACUAUAUAAAUUUCCAGGAAUGUUACCCCAUUGAGCAAUAUUGAUUAUUUGAGAAAAAGCUAUGCAUAGACUCUUGGGGAUGCACGUCGGGGGACAGUCUAAGGACAAUUCAGACUUGUCGGGUUGGCUGGAUAACCGACAGAUGAGCCUCAUCAGUCAUAGAACAGACAUGCAUCAUAUGUAUUUGUAUGCUUUGCUUGGGUUUGAACUUGUUUUGGUUUGCCUAAUUGCUAAAGUGUUCUUAACUGCUACUUGAACUAUUUGCUGUAACUGCUACCUACUUGUGCUUUUCUUGUCUAUCUUGCAUGUGUUUGUCCUGGCGUGCUACAUUUGAGAAUGAACUUUGGUGCUGAAUUAAUGAUGGUGUUAUUUGAUUGCGUGGUUGGUUUUUGAUUGAGAUUUUCAUAAUGUGAGCCCCAUCAAGUAUCACCUACCCUUUUCAAUGUUGUUUCUUGAUUUAAGCCACGUCCACUAGAAAGAUCUCAAUUUUAUAAUGCAACAAUUGUCUUUCGUAUUUAACUUUCAUGAAGCAUGUCUUUACGUUUACAAGAAGCUCCAACAAUAUUGC